Messenger RNA from Anopheles marshallii, 2022 nucleotides. RefSeq names its product ATP-dependent RNA helicase DHX33 (gene ath). The coding region runs from base 1 to 2022 and encodes 673 amino acids. Gene Ontology annotation, biological process: positive regulation of transcription by RNA polymerase I. The transcript is spliced from 3 exons. Lineage: Eukaryota; Metazoa; Arthropoda; Insecta; Diptera; Culicidae. Gene Ontology annotation, molecular function: ATP binding; RNA binding. Gene Ontology annotation, cellular component: nucleolus; intracellular anatomical structure. The record is from RefSeq and is a predicted model, not a curated record.
AUGGAUUCUGGACUUUCGAGUCGUAAUAGCACGCUGGGCAAUCAGUACUCCAGGUCUUACAUGAAGCAGGAUAAUGCCAAACAACAGCGCAAUUCGCUGCCAAUCUACUCGGUGCGCAAAUCUUUGAUGGAAAUGGUACGGAAGUCAACCACCAUCAUCGUACUUGGUGAAACGGGAAGUGGCAAAACCACGCAGAUGCCCCAAUUCAUCUAUGAAGCCGGACUGAACGGAGACAAAACAAUUGCCGUCACACAGCCCCGGCGUGUGGCUGCCAUUACCGUGGCGAAGUGGGUUGCCAUCGAGAUGGGCACCAAUUUGGGAGAUUUAGUGGGUUAUACGGUGCGCUUUGAGGACAUGACGUCGGAAAACACACAGAUCAAAUACAUGACCGAUGGUAUACUGUGCCGUGAAGCACUGUCCGAUCGACAGCUUCGGAACUACAACGUGAUCAUACUAGACGAGGUACACGAACGCACCGUUGCGACAGACGUGCUGCUCGGGGUGGUGAAAAAAGCUCAACAAAUACGAGCCCUCAAGCGUAUGGCCCCGCUAAAGGUUAUCAUUAUGUCGGCCACGAUGGAUUGUGACCACUUUGCGAACUACUUUUCCGACUGUCCGAUCGUGUAUCUACAAGGACGUACGUACCAGGUCAAGGUUUACCAGAUGGUAGAGAAAAUGCACUACAUUGAGGCGUGUCUGAAGACGGUGGUGGAAAUUCAUCAAACGCAACCCGCUGGAGAUGUGCUGGUGUUCCUUACAGGGCAGGAAGAAAUCGAUGCCACGGUUAACAAGAUGCGUCGGCUAGCUAAGAGCUUUCCAUCGGACCUUCCAAAACUAGCAGUAUAUCCUAUGUACGCAGCUCUACCACAAACGCAACAAUUGGACGUUUUUAACCCGGCGCCAACCAACGUUCGGAAGGUUAUAUUUGCGACCAACAUCGCCGAAACGUCCAUUACCAUUAAUGGCAUCCGGUACGUAAUCGAUUGUGGGCGGGCUAAAGUGCGUUCGUACGACCCCAUCACUGGUAUGGAUAUGCUGAAAGUGUGCUGGAUUUCACAAGCGCAGGCCCACCAGCGCACAGGACGAGCGGGUCGCAUUACUGAUGGAAUUUGCUUCCGAACGUACUCCAAGGAAGUGUAUGAACAUUUGGAGAAAAUGACAGCACCGGAAAUUCUGCGCUGCAAUCUUUCUGCCACUGUCUUAAAUCUGCUCGUGAUGGGCGUUAACUAUAAGGACUUUGACUUCAUCGAUAAACCACCGGAAGAGGCGAUCGUCGGAGCACUGCUGGAGCUGAAGGCACUGAAUGCGAUCUCGUCGGUGGAGAAUCCCAUACUUACCGCACUCGGUGGCAAGAUGGCUCGCUUUCCGCUCGAUCCCAAAUACUCCAAGAUGUUGCUUUCGGCUCCGAAAUUCGGUUGCCUGGAAGAGAUGCUAACAAUCAUCGCGAUGCUCUCGGGCGAGAACAUUUUCACCAACAGUGCGCAAAAGCGCGAACAGAUGCUGAUCGCGCACUCGAAGUUUUACGACAAAUCGGGCGAUCACAUCACGCUGCUGAAGGUGUACAACGAGUUUAAAACGAAAGCUAAACCCAAGAUGUGGUGCUUCGACAAUUUCCUGCACGAACGCAAUCUAACGCAUGCCGCCUCAAUUCGUGAGCAGCUGAGCGAAAUCUGCAAAGCGCUGAACAUUCCAACCAGCUCUUGCGGCACUGAUACGAUACCGGUAGCGAAAUGUUUGCUGACCGGGCUGUUUGCCAACAUUGCCACCAAGCAACCGGACCAUCUCUACCUGACUUCGACUAGCGGGCUGAAAGCGCGUAUUCAUCCGUCCAGUUCCAUCUGUGGCAAACUGAGACCGCCGGUUGUGAUCUACACGGAGCUGGUAGCAACGCGCCUAAACUAUCUACGCAACGUAACUGAGAUCGAUCCGGCGUGGAUCGAUGAAGUUGUGCCAAAUGUUAACCUACGCCAGACAAAAAGCUUCAAUGAACAUACGUUUCGAACGUUUCAAGGGCACAAAUGA